AUGGGGGGCGAGCUGCUGGGUGACGGGCAGCAGGUGCAGCAGGCGAUAAGCUGGAACCACUUCGCGUUGCUGCUGACAGCAUGUUUGUUUUUGCUGCAGCAAAUGGGUCUUUAUUACUUUAUUUCUCGCUACUCUUUCUCGCUGCUGGCUCUUGCUGCAGUGGACGGCGUGCUGCUGCUGCUGCUGCUGCAGAGCAGCAGCAGCGAGUACGCAGCCACGGAAGGCGGCACCUGCUGGGUCGUCUACGCCUGGAGCCUCUCCCUCAAGUACCUUCUCUUCUUCUUCGCAGUCUACGCGGGGGGGGGCCCCCAGGGGGGCCUCCUCUUCGGGGGCCCCUCGGGGGGGGUACUGGAGGUGGGGUUGUUGUUUUCCUUAACAGCAGGAGUUUAUGCGCUGCUGGCCUUUCGUGCUGCUGCAGCACUUUUUGGGGGCAUUAGCCACUACAGCCUGGACUCUAUGCUGCACACGGACGCAGCAACUCACGUGGUCUUCGACAUUUUAGACGGAGUCGCAGCUUUCCACACUUUCGCGCUGCUGCCUGCUGCAGUGCAGCAGCAAAACGGCUGGCUGCACGUUUUGGCGGGCAUUUUGGUUCCCGUGGCUUUAUUUCUCCACGGGUAUUCUUUUCCCGCGGUGGGGGGGGGGGGCCCCAGGGCGCCACCCCGGGGGGGGCCCCCCGGGGGCCCCCGGGGGGGGCCCCCUGCGCAGGGGGGGCCCCGGGGGGGCCCCCGCGGGGCCCCAGGCCGCGCAGGGGCUCCCCCAGGCACAGGGGGGCCCCUGGGGGUACCCCCAGGGGGCCCCCAACAGCUUCUCGGGAGAUGUCCAAACUAUGAGGAAACAUGCGGCUAUUGUGGGCAUGUUUUUCGUGGACUUGCCGCUGCUGGGGCUGCGGCUCUUCAUGUGGGCUUACUACCCCACUUACGAGGGAUUUUCCCCCUUCAUGUUCAAAAACAUUUGCUUCAUUCCCAUUCAGCUGACGCGGCUGCGGCAGUGCGCCGGCGCAGAACGCUCGAGGGUACAGUUCGAAGAAGAGGGGGGCCCCCUGGGGCCCCCCCCUCUUACGGGGGCCGGGGGGCCCCCCGUCGGGGGCCCCCUGUGCCGCGUUCUGCUGCUGCUGUUGUGGCUUUGGAGGACCUCGCAGCAGCGGAGGAGCUGAUGCUGUCUCCGCGAGAAGAAGCAGCAGCAGCAGCAGCAGCGGCAGCAAGAAGGAGAAAAAAUAAUCGCUACUUCGGGGCCCCCCUGCUGCAGCAACGCAGAGACACGGGGGCCCCCUAUUACCCCCUGAAGACUGCUGGGCAGCCAGAGGGGGCCCCUGACAGCGACAGCAACCCAGCGCAGCAGCAGCAGCAGCAGCCGCAGCCGCAGCAGCAGCAGCAGCAGCAGCGAAAGCUUACCAGCAGCGCAGAAGGGGCCUUCAAGGGUAUCGUUUUCUGGAGGCGGCAGCAAAACAAAGAACCAACAGCAGCAGAAAGCAAUGAAGACAGCCUCACAGAUUAUGACGCAAGCUUGUCGCGGCUGGUGGCCGUGUGUCAGUCUGCAACAGAAGCAGCAAGACGGCUGCCGGCGAAGGGCUUUACAACAAAAAGAGUUUUGCAGAAGUUGCUCUAUUCUUUUAGAGUGAGACAAACAGCAAAAAGAAAUAAAGCAUUUAAAAGAUUUAAAAGAUUUAAAACAUUUGAAAGAUUUAAAUUGUUUAGAAACUUUGAAAGAUUUAAAACACUUAAGAAACUUGAAGCAGCAAAAGCAGCAGAAGCAGCAGAAGCAGCAGAAGCAGCAGGAGCAGCAAAAGCAGCAGAACCAGCAGAAGCAGCAAAAGCAGCAAAAUCAGCAAAAGCAGCAGAAGCAGCAAAAGCAGCAGAAGCAGCAAACGCAGCAACAGCAGCCAAAGCUGCAACAGCAGCAGAAGCAGCAAAGGCAGCAACAGCAGCAGAAACAGCAAAAGCAGCAAAAGCAGCAACAGCAGCAGAAGCAGCAAAAGCAGCAACAGCAGCACAAGCAGCACAAGCAGCAAAGGCAGCAACAGCAGCACAAGCAGCAACAGCAGCAGCAGCAGCAACGACAGCAACGACAGCAAAAGCAGCAACAGCAGCAACAACUGCAGAAGCAGCAAAGGCAGCAACAGCAGCAACAGCAGCAGAAGCAGCAAAGGCAGCAGAAGCAGCAAACGGCUAUUCAAGAGUGCUACUUGACAGCAGAAGCCUGGAAGACAAGAGACAGGAGAUAGAAAGACAAAGAAAUCAAAAUUAA
This is a messenger RNA of Eimeria necatrix, 2247 nucleotides long. RefSeq lists its product as hypothetical. Lineage: Eukaryota; Apicomplexa; Conoidasida; Eucoccidiorida; Eimeriidae. The record is from RefSeq and is a predicted model, not a curated record.